Molecule: messenger RNA, 968 nt
Organism: Magallana angulata
Lineage: Eukaryota; Metazoa; Mollusca; Bivalvia; Ostreida; Ostreidae
Exons: 2
Coding region: 162-533 (123 amino acids)
Source: RefSeq, a predicted model, not a curated record
UUAGCUAUUGGCUUUUGAAAGUGUGCGCCAAUCAUUCCCAAAAUAUGAAUUUCGGUGCAGAUUACUGUAGCUUGGGUUGAUUGAUACGUCACAAUAAAUGUGACGUCAUAAAGGCGUAUCAUUAUGAUUCCCUGCUGUUGUUGGAUACAAUCACAAAUUACAUGGGUAUUUUCCAAAGCUGUCUAGCAAGAAAUAAUAAGGUUGGGGUGAUGGGAAAGGAGGAAGCUGAGGAGUACGAGAAGGUGAUUCGUACAAUGGUCACCGAAGAAGUGACGGAGAAGAAGGGGGGAGUAGCAUUUGGCUUGUCCUUCAUCUCAGAGGAGGGGACACCGAAACCAGUGCCGAGCAGACUGACGUGUGGCGACAAAGAGGAGGACUUUGAGAAAUGGAGAGAAAAUCAAGAGAAGGUUCAGUCAGAAAAACAAGACCGUGCACAACAGAGAAGAGAAGAAGCUCUCGUGCAGAAGAAAAUAGAAAAUGCCCACAAGGAAACAGAGAGGCUGGAGAAAUAUGUGAACGCCGCUGAUGGCUAGAUGUGAACACUGCGAAAACUGCGUUGAAGUUUUGUUUGAGAUUACGGACACGUAAAUGUUGAUAAUAUCAAGUUGAUAUUUUGGUGAAGUAUUCUUUGCCAAACACUUUCGAACUAAUUAAGGAGGGACAUCCGAUUUUUCCCACAUGCGAUUUCAAAUGACUCACUGCCCAUUGCCCGUAAUUGUUUCCCUCUUAAAUAGAUAUCAUUUUGAACACUUUUUCUCAAAAUUCUACUUAUUUUGGUUUUAAUUUUACAAUUAUCUCUUGUAAAGAGACAAGCGAGGAGUUUCCGAGGUAUGGUCUAUCGAACAUCCGGAAAUGCACACUCCACUGUUAUAUCGAGAAGUAUCCCUUUUUAACACGAUGUAAAAUAUCCACAUACAUCAAUCAGGAGAAAUCUGAAUACAACCCUGUCUGUAUUUUCUACACUGUGU